Molecule: messenger RNA, 1320 nt
Organism: Adineta ricciae
Lineage: Eukaryota; Metazoa; Rotifera; Eurotatoria; Adinetida; Adinetidae
Source: the annotation of a GenBank genome assembly
AUGGCAAUGCUUCUUGGAAGUCGAACUAUAUCGAUGAUCUUAACCGUUCCUGAAGUGAAAGAAUUGACAGCCACUCUUUCCCAGUCUGUCGACGAGCGUCAUGGCGGAUCGUUACCUGUCUCGAAAAUUCGUAAGCCUCCGUCAAUACCGAUCUAUCACGGGUCGAUUGUUAGUAUUGAGCAACACGAAGGAAAUGAAAAUCUCGCGGAUUUGAUUGUCCGCGUUCCAAAUUAUCACCAUGGGUCAUCAUCGGUCACGAUUACAGCGUAUCCAUCAAAUAUGGAUCAGUUCGAUGCGAUAGUUACUCAACGCGAAACAAGUUUCAAACGUCGUGCACCGAUCUGUCCGAUUCUAAACCAGCAGAAAACAGAUAGCGUAAACGAAAAAUCACCGGAGGCACAUAUUCCAUCGACUAGUACUAAACAUUUAGCGAUAGGCCUACGAAAUCUAAGCCAAGUAUUCGCUAAUAGUUGUAAAUCGAAACGAGCCACAGAUGUUAAUCAAAUAGCGAUCAUUCCAGUGCUUCCCGAUGUGGAGAUCAUUACAGAAAACUUUCAAAUUUCAUCGCCCAGAAAGAAAACUACCAAGAGUCGAAAAGCAGAUUUUCUCACUCCGAAGAUUCUUUUCAUUAAACGAAAGUGUUUACAAAUCAAAAAGAAACAUGCCGCGUCGUCUAAAACGGACUCAGAAAAUAACAUAACCAACGCAUCACAAACUGAAAUUCCUUCAAAAGAUGGCGGAACAGAACAAACAGCACCACCACCACCGAAUAUUCCAAUAAUUCUAAUCGAUGCCGAUUCAUCAUCAGCCCAUCCGUACAACACUCUUGAUUCCGAUGCGAAAGACAUCUUUCAAACGGAUACGUUCAUCAUCACAGAUCCAAUCAACCCGUCAUCACCAUUCAUUUCCGACGAGGAAAAUCCUGAUGAGACAGUAUAUGUCGUUCACCCAAAUGGCGACACAUAUUCCGAAUGCUACGAGGUGACCUAUCAGUUCGAUCCUGACUUUCAACAAUAUUUAGAUCGAAAGAGCAAAACAGUAUCUUUUCCUGAAAAUCACGAUCUGCCUUAUCCAACAAUUAAUCGUGUACCUAAUCUAUCGGAUAAUAUCGAAGAAAGUUCUGCACAUAUUUAUGAAGAGCAACCGACAAUUGGUCAAUUAGAACUGGCCAAAUCUGAACUCGACGAAAUUCCUUAUCUCAACGAAGAUUAUACAAUCAUCAUCGAACUGCUAAAAAACGUCUUACAAAUGAAUACAACUUCAAACACAGCUGACGAUGGCACGGCCAUUGACCAAGAUCAACCUCGUGAAACAGCCUGA